Messenger RNA from Melanotaenia boesemani (Boeseman's rainbowfish), 3160 nucleotides. RefSeq names its product paired like homeobox 2A (gene phox2a). The transcript has 3 exons. The record is from RefSeq and is a predicted model, not a curated record. The coding region runs from base 612 to 1517 and encodes 301 amino acids. Gene Ontology annotation, molecular function: RNA polymerase II transcription regulatory region sequence-specific DNA binding; DNA-binding transcription factor activity, RNA polymerase II-specific. NCBI's taxonomy places the organism in Eukaryota, Metazoa, Chordata, Actinopteri, Atheriniformes, Melanotaeniidae. Gene Ontology annotation, biological process: regulation of transcription by RNA polymerase II.
AUGAAGCAUGCAGAUUACAAGGGUUUUGAAUAAAGAAACUGUUAGUUGUUGUUUUUUUUUUUUUUUCGUUUUUUUUUUUUUUUUCUGACGGAUGAUUAAACUCUGCUGACACCUGCGAGCUAGAGAUGCUGUGGACCGCGUGGGCGGAGCAGCGAACUCUGGGAGAGGAGGGGGGGUUGUCCGUUUCCAAGCUCACUCACUGGUGGCAUUGUCAUGGAAACUAGACCACCGCCUCGCUAUUGUCUCGCUCCCUGCCAAGUUUAUUAUAAACACCGUGCGAGCCUCAGCGCGCUGUCAAACGGAGCGCGAGCGCAGAGCGAACUGCAGUCCAGGGAGGGAUAACAGAAGAGACAGAGACACAGAGAGGAAAGGGAAGGAAGGGAGUGGAAGUGCAGAGAAGCAUCUGGAUUACUUAUCGAGAAUAACAGCAUCGUGACAGUGAGUUAUAAACCACAAAGCUGACGAGAGUUUUGGAGAAACGAACUUCGGAGAUUCCGGAGACCAAAAGACCGACUCUGGUUUCGAAAGACACUAGACCCCCCCCCCACCCACACACCUGAAGCCUUACCUCACUGGGCUUUGCAGACCGGUGUUUCCACCGGCUGACCUCCAUGUAUAAGAUGGAUUACUCCUACCUGAACUCCUAUGACUCCUGCAUGGCAGCCAUGGAAGCAUCGGCUUAUGCGGACUUCAGCUCCUGCAGCCAGGCCAGCUCCUUCCAGUACAACCCGAUCCGGAGCGGACCGUUCUCCAAUCCGGGCUGCACUCCGCUCAGCACGGCCAGCUGUACACUGGGAGCCCUGCGAGAGCACCAGCCCACACCUUACUCCUCAGUCCCAUAUAAGUUUUUCUCUGACCCUUCCGGUCUGAAUGAGAAGCGGAAGCAGCGGCGCAUCCGGACCACCUUCACCAGCUCUCAGCUGAAGGAGCUGGAGCGGGUCUUCGCCGAGACGCACUACCCGGACAUCUACACGCGAGAGGAGCUGGCGCUGAAGAUAGACCUGACUGAAGCGAGGGUACAGGUGUGGUUUCAGAACAGGCGUGCCAAAUUUCGCAAGCAGGAGCGCGCAGCCAAUGCCAAAGCCAACAGCUCUGGCGGCACCACAGGCAGCAACACCAGCAACACCUCUGGAGGGAAGAAAGGUGGAGAAGCGAGAUCUUCAUCGGAUGAUGACGAGUCCAAAGAGUCCACCUGUAGUCCCACACCUGACAGCACGGCUUCCCUGCCUGGCUCCGCUAAUGGAAACUUAGGGAGCCCUGCCAGUUUGAGCCCCAGCCCUGCUCCUACCAACAGCGGUUAUGUCAACGCCUCCAACUCUCCGGUUCUCCAGGGGCUGAAGCCGCCCAGCUGGUCUAGCCUGGGACCAUCCAACCCGGCCGUGGCUCAGCCCGCUGCCCAAACUCAGGAGAUCCUGAAGGCCUGGCAGCCGGCGGACAGUAUGACCGGGCCUUUUGCUGGAGUCCUGUCCUCCUUCCAUAGAAAACCCAAUCCCACCAUCAAGACGAAUCUGUUCUGAAGCACAGGGUAAGAGAGGAAGAGAGAGAGAGAGAGAGAGCGAGAGAGAGAGAGAGAGAGAGAGAGAGAGAGAGAGAGAGAGAGAGAGAGAACUAGAACAGAUCGGAGUUUCUAGCUUUUGGGGGAAAGAAUCAAGACUGGCCCGUUAUGUCGCUGAAUUCAUUGCGGGAGUCAGCUGUAGUUCAGCGAGGCUCUCCAUAACCUGUCAAAGCUCAGAUAAUAAAGUUGCAGGUCUGGUGGCCCUCUAUCAACCUUAAAAUGUUAUGCAACUGUGAAGAUUAUACAUACAGAGCCCUACCAGGACGUGGGCAGUAUUCUCUCUUCUGACUUUCUUCUCAAGUAGCUCACACAGUUUUAUCAGAAAUUCCUGUUUCUCAGAUGAAACUGAAAACAUUCUCUAUUUAAAGAUGCUGAACUAUAACAGGCCCACAAACUGUAACCUGGACAGAGCUGACCCGACUCUCGGGCACAUCCCAUAGUCACUUCAAUUUCUUCUGGUUUUGUUGCACGUUCUCAUUCCCACACUCAUGCACUGCCCUGCGAGGCAGAAGUUCUGAUGAGCAUGGAGGUCAUGUACAAGGUGAAAGCAGAAAGCCAAACAUCAUGCUCCAAGCUUUGCUGGGGAAACAAAACAAACUUUUACCCUCAAGCACAACUAGCCCCCUGACACCACAGACUUCCAUUAGAAGGAACAGGGUCCCCCUAAAUCUCUUUGCCAAGCUGAGGGGGGCACCCCAAAAUCCAAUUAGAACAGCCGGGUCCAGACCAGACCCAGCCCCAGAUCAGCUCAUCCCCUCCUUUUUCUUUACUGUAUCAAGUCCUGACUCCCACAGUCUCAGCUUCCUCAUGGUUUUAUGUCCCAUAAUGCCUUCCUAACAAGCUGUUCCUACUUUGUUUAAACUUUGAGAGAGAGAGAGAGGGGGGGCCUUAAGGUGUCUGACCCCAUUUUAUGUUUGCUUCUGCAGCUUCUUUGAGGGAAGAGAGACAUCAGGUUGUAACUUAUACUGUUGCUGUUAAGAUCCUAAAACCUGGUUUCUUACUUGAAUCACUGAAGAGUUUUCAGACUUUCUUCAUGCCAGUUUCAUUAAAGAAAUUUAAUCACUGAGAAAUGCUGAUCAAGGGUUACAUGCAAAGAGAUGGAAUUUUGUACUGUGUUCAUUAAUGCCCUCAUUUGCUCUUCUUUUUUUUCCAAGUAGCUGAAAAAAUGAAGUACUUACUUUUACCUCAUAUUUACUUGUACGCCAUAUGACAGGACUAAUAUCAGAAAUCUUCUAAAAGGAGGGGAAACAUGUAUUUAUUAAUAUUUUUAUUGUCAUGAGAAGCCCACUCAUUUCUUGGAACUGCUCCAUAAAAUUUUGUGAUUGUAAAUUCUGUAAUUAGUAAUAUAAAUAUUAGGUAGUUUUUUUUUCCCCCGUUUGCUUUACAGAUCUAUUUCAUUGCAGAGCAUCUGUUUCACAGACACACGUCAAUGAAAGCAGACAUAAAGCUCUAUGAAUGAGAAGUUAUAGCACUACUCUAAAUAUUCUAAUAAAUCUACAUUAUGGAGGCACUAUCUGAAGCAUCUCAUGAUCUGGUUUCUUGUGAGUGACAGAAUCAUCACUUUGCUUUUUUUUUUUUUUUUGUUAUGGGAGACUGUUGAAAAGA